Messenger RNA from Culicoides brevitarsis, 2143 nucleotides. It is a transcript of the gene Vps52, whose product is annotated as vacuolar protein sorting-associated protein 52 homolog. Gene Ontology annotation, cellular component: GARP complex. NCBI's taxonomy places the organism in Eukaryota, Metazoa, Arthropoda, Insecta, Diptera, Ceratopogonidae. Gene Ontology annotation, molecular function: syntaxin binding. The transcript is spliced from 3 exons. The record is from RefSeq and is a predicted model, not a curated record. Gene Ontology annotation, biological process: endocytic recycling; retrograde transport, endosome to Golgi; lysosomal transport. The coding region runs from base 59 to 2050 and encodes 663 amino acids.
UAAUAUUUUGAUUUCGUGUCUCUUUUUCAGCGACUUUGCCCUCAUUCCCGUGGCCAAAAUGAGCAUUGUCGAGCCAAAAAGCGACCCCAUCGCCGAUCUCGAAGACAAUGAAAUCAAAGAAAUCCUUCGAACGGGCACCGAUUUGCGCGAAUACGCAUCCCAGAUCGAGAAGGAAUUCAAAGAGGUCGAAAACAAGUCAAUCGAAGAUUACAUCAAGGAGAGCGAGAACAUCGCAAGCCUUCACACGCAAAUUCUGGACUGCGACGACAUCCUCGGAAACAUGGAAGGCAUGCUGACAGAGUUCCAGAACGUGUUGUCGAACAUCAGCACGGAAAUCACGACGUUACAGAAGAAAUCCGUGCAAAUGAGUGUCCAGCUGACGAAUCGACAGGCGAUCCGGAUGACGUUGCAGCAAUUCGUCGAGGAUAUUGCGGUGCCUGAGGAAAUGAUAAAAAUCAUCAUGGAAACGCCCGUCACGGAAAAAGAGUUUUUGACGCAUUUGAACGAACUGAACCACAAAUUGAGUCUCAUUAAGGAACUGAGUUUCAAGGAAUCUAAAGCAGCUGCCGAUGUCAAUGACAUUUUGAUAAAAUUAAAAAUUAAGGCGAUGGCGAAAAUUCGAGCUUAUCUGUUAGAGCAAAUUUACAAGUUUCGCAAGCCGAUGACGAAUUAUCAAGUCCCGCAGAACGCCAUGCUGAAAUACAAAUUUUUCUUCGAGUUUAUUUUGUCGAAUGAGCGUCAAGUUGCCCAAGAAAUCACCUUUGAAUACGUCGAGACGAUGAGUAAAAUUUAUUACAGCUACUUCAAAAGCUAUUCCAAUCGUUUGACGACCCUUCGUUUCGAGGAAGCCGUUUGCAAGGACGAUCUCAUGGGAGUUGAGGAUACCGCCGCACGCGGUUUGUUCUCGAAACAGUCAAACAUGAAGAAUCGCAGUACAAUUUUCACGAUCGGCAGUCGUGGUGACAUUCUAAAUCAACAACUGGAGGCACCAAUUAUCGUCCCACAUGCCCAACAAAAGACUAAAUAUCCGUUCGAGUCACUUUUUCGCUCGGAACAAUAUGCCUUGGUGGAUAACGCAUGUCGCGAAUAUCUAUUUUUGACGGAAUUUUUCAUGGUUCGUGGCAAUCAAGCGCAGGAAUUGUUCAAUCAGAUCAUGGGAAAGACCUUAACUUUGCUCUGUAAGAACUUGGAAACGUAUGUCGUGGACUCCUAUGACACAAUAGCGCUUUUUUUAAGCAUUCAAUUAAUCUUGAGGUAUCAACUUAUGUGUCACAAACGAUGUGUUCCUGCUCUGGACAAGUACUGGGACACCCAACAAGCCGCCAUUUGGCCCCGAUUCGAACACAUUUUCCGCCUGAACAUCCAAAGUAUCCGCGAUUGUGACCCCACAAAGUUCAGUAAAGAACUCGGACCUCAUUACAUCACGCGUCGUUAUGCCGAGUUUUCUGCUGCCAUUGUGGGCAUCUCUGAAAAUUUUCCCAAUGAGCUUGUUAGUCGUCUCCUGCUCGAACUCCAGAACGAAGUCGAAUGUUUCAUGUUACGCAUGGCUGCGAUCUUUCCGCAACGCAAAGAGCAACUCAUCUAUCUCAUCAACAACUACGACAUGGUGCUCGGUGUCCUAAUGGAACGCACCCGAGACAAUUCCAAAGAAGCCGAAACAUUCCGCGAACAGCUCAGUGGUCGCAGUGCCGAAUAUGUCGAGGAAAUUUUACAACCGCACUUUGGUGGCAUGAUGAAUUUCGUCAAGGAGUGCGAACAAAUGAUCGAAAAAGAGCAAAUGGAAGAAUUUCGACGGCAGGAACGUCGAUCAUUGGCACUUGUAACGAGUUUUACGGCGAAUUGGAAAAAGGCACUUGAGGAAAUUAACAAAGAAAUUCUCAUUUCAUUCCCUUCUCUACUAACGGGCAGUACAUUGUUGCAACUGGCAUUGCAUCAGCUCGUGCAGUAUUAUAAUAGAUUCCACAAAUUACUGACACCGAACGCGAAAACGCAACUUGUGAACAUUCACGUCAUCAUGGUCGAAAUCAAAAAGUAUAAAAGUGCUUAUUAAAUAUGAAUUUUAUUUAUUUUAGUUUUUUUUUGUCAAUUUAAACUAAAUUAAUGUACACGAAUAUUCUAAAAAAAAACAAAAAAAUACUCAAUU